Molecule: messenger RNA, 1499 nt
Organism: Abrus precatorius (Indian licorice)
Lineage: Eukaryota; Viridiplantae; Streptophyta; Magnoliopsida; Fabales; Fabaceae
Product: 2-oxoglutarate-Fe(II) type oxidoreductase hxnY-like
Exons: 11
Coding region: 261-1214 (317 amino acids)
Source: RefSeq, a predicted model, not a curated record
CCAGUGACCAUAAUCCAUGCGAUUCUAUUUUAUAUUUCGUUGUAUUAAAAGAAAAAACAUGUAAUAAAAAAGUAAUAUAUAUCAAUUCAAUUCUACAAAGAAGAAAAUCAGAAUAGAAAGUGUUUUAUUCACUGUCAUCAAUCACGUGAUUGGCAAGUUUUUGACGUAUCAUCAGUAUUUAUUGAAUGAUGUGGCGUUAAGUAAUUACAGUGGAAGAAGCUAAGGUGCGUCGAAGAUUAAACGAAGGUGAAUUGAAGCAGAUGGCGGCAACGUUGAGUCUUCCUAUCGUAGACCUCGCUUCACCCAAUCGUGUUUCCGCCGCCAAUUGCAUCCGUCAGGCAUGCAUUGAGUAUGGUUUCUUUUACCUCGUGAACCACGGAGUGGACACCAAGUUUGUGAGGGAAGUGUUUGAUCACAGCGCCAAGUUCUUCUCACUUCCACUCCAACAAAAAAUGGACUUUGCCCGCAAGGAAUAUCGGGGUUACACUCCUCUCUAUGCUGAGACUCUUGAUACUUCACUGUCCAAAGGGGAUCUGAAAGAGAGUUAUUACAUUGGUUCUUUGGAAGAUACCACUGGUGUUCAUCUGAAUCAGUGGCCUUCUGAAGAAUUACUGCCGAAUUGGAGACCUACAAUGGAAUCCCUACUCUGGAAACUGCUGGCAGCUGGAAAAGAGUUGAUGUCUCUAAUUGCCCUGUCCUUGAAUCUGGAUGAAGAUUACUUUGAGAAGAUAGGAUCCUUGAGCAAACCAGAAGCUUUUCUUCGCCUUUUGCACUAUCCAGGUGAAUUGGGAUCUGAUGAAGAGAUCUUCGGUGCCUCUCCUCAUUCAGAUUAUGGCAUGGUCACUCUCCUAAUGACUGAUGGGGUUCCAGGACUGCAGAUCUGCAAGGAGAAGUUCAAGCAACCUCAAGUCUGGGAGAAUGUGUCUCAUGUAGAAGGGGCCUUAAUAGUAAACAUUGGGGACUUGAUGGAGAGGUGGACAAAUUGUUUAUACCGGUCAACACUUCACAGGGUUAUGCCGACAGGGAAAGAGCGUUAUUCUGUCGCAUUCUUCUUGGACCCGCCCUCAGACUGUGUGGUGGAAUGCCUUGAAAGUUGCUGCAGCAAAUCAUCUCCUCCAAGAUUCCCUCCAAUACGUAGUGGGGACUACUUGAAUGAGCGGUUCAGACUCACAUAUGGUUCUGAAAGGGAUCUAAAAUGCUCUCUAUUCAGUUAAAGAACUAAAAGGCUGCAAACACAAAUAUGAAAAUAUGUGGACUACGGAGGCUAUUCAGAAAACUCUGCUUCAAUUUAAAUGUUGCAAAAUGUGGUCUAUGACACUGUGACUUUGUUUACAUGGUCGUUGCCAUAUGAGAUGGAGCCUAUUAUUAAUGCUUUGUUGUUGAUAUUAUAGUUAUGGGAAAAUAUAUUAUUUAAGCUGCUAGUCUGCAAUACUUAUUUAGUUAUUUCCAUAUACAUUUUGUCCUUAAAAAUUGAAAUUCUUAAUUUCUUAUGCCUUCGU